AUGUCUUCUUCCAAGUUCCACGGCACCACCCAAGAAUUGCGCAAGCUCGAGUCCAAAGUCUCCCGCGCUCAUGGCGGCAAGACCCCAGCUGACUCGGACGUUUCGCUCAUGAAGUCCGUUCUUGACUCCGGCACAAACAAACAGAAAAAGGUCGAAGAAGCCCAAAAAAAUCUCCCUCUUCCAGAACAACCCCCCGUCCCCAGCGACUGGAACUCAGCCGACCAGCGAGCCGUCAACGUUGGGUCCGGUCGCGUCGAGGGUCCCGUUUCGGGUGAAGGCAACAGUGCUCUUCGCGGACCGGCUACUGUAGCUAGCAGUGCUCGUGUUGAUGGAGAGGAGUUUUACAAGGCUACUGAACCAUUAUCUGGUGUUGGACGACAGGGUCAGGAGGGAUUAGAUCAUUUGCCCAAGGACGCUCUUUCCCGAUAA
Molecule: messenger RNA, 429 nt
Organism: Talaromyces amestolkiae
Lineage: Eukaryota; Fungi; Ascomycota; Eurotiomycetes; Eurotiales; Trichocomaceae
Exons: 2
Coding region: 1-429 (142 amino acids)
Source: RefSeq, a predicted model, not a curated record